AUGACUGAAAACCACCACGACAAGGGGGCACCAACUCAAAUCAACACACAAAAUGAGGCCGAUUCUUCUCAACCACCCAGCCCUCUACACUCUGGCAACCAACUGAAACACGGGGUGGAAGUUAGAGUGCCCACUCCCGAGGGCCUCAUUUCAAUCACCCGCACGCUCUCUGAGCCGACCAACCAAUAUGGUGAUGACAAAGAGAGAGCGCGGAACGAAGGCGAGGGCCUAACUCUCAAACACGAUAAGCCAACUUCAUUGGCUUUUCCGACCAUCGAGGAGAAAGGACACACUUCACCCUGCGGCGACAAUGCCAGCUUCCUCGAAGAGCCCCUAGAAUGCGUACGAUCUGCUUCUAUCGACCCCUCUAGCACAGCAUCCCCUCAACUUGGAGGGACAUCAGCGUCCUCUGGGCAACAGGUCCAUUUGCCUUCACGCGGAUACGACAGUCAGCACGCAUGGGAUGAGGUAGCCGUAGGGGAAAGAACUCAGAUAGACGCUGAAAGACGGACAUCUGAUGCAUCCUUCCAGCACGGUUCGGUCAGCCCCAACGGGCAGCAGGAGUCUUUGGAGUCGGAGCAGAUGAGUGUCCGGCAGCUAGCUUUGGCCCUCAAAGAUCUGAGUAAAAGUGGAAAGCUUCGGCAUCUGCGUCCACCCUGGCGUGAUCCCAACUCACGCCCUUUGCCUAGCGACGAAGAUCAUCUGAUGGAGAACAUGUUAAGGGACUACAACGAGCAGAUGUCGAGCUACCGAAAGGCAGACUGGCCUGCCGCCAACGUCGCUGUUCAUAGGCCUUACCACUCAACCCUAAACAGGUGGCGACAACAGGAACGAAUACAGUUUGAAAAUUUUGUGAGUUUUGCACCUUAG
Messenger RNA from Dibothriocephalus latus, 870 nucleotides. The record is from the annotation of a GenBank genome assembly. NCBI's taxonomy places the organism in Eukaryota, Metazoa, Platyhelminthes, Cestoda, Diphyllobothriidea, Diphyllobothriidae.